Messenger RNA from Hansenula anomala, 3094 nucleotides. It is a transcript of the gene PEP5, whose product is annotated as tethering complex subunit PEP5. Gene Ontology annotation, cellular component: HOPS complex; endosome. Gene Ontology annotation, biological process: vacuole organization; vesicle-mediated transport; organelle fusion. Bases 24 to 2912 code for a protein of 962 amino acids. The transcript has a single exon. Gene Ontology annotation, molecular function: protein-macromolecule adaptor activity; protein binding. The record is from RefSeq and is a predicted model, not a curated record. Lineage: Eukaryota; Fungi; Ascomycota; Saccharomycetes; Phaffomycetales; Wickerhamomycetaceae.
AAAGCCAAUCGUUUUUUAUCGAAAUGUCCUGGAGGCAGUUCCAAUUCUUUGAGGCAAUUCCAAUCAGAGACCCAAACCUUGGCUCCGAAAGCCCCCUGUAUUCAGACCCUAGCUUGACCGCUACGUGUGCAACUCCAGAUUAUUUAAUAAUAUCAACUAACAAUUCAGUGAUCAAAUUCAUUGACAAGGAUCUCAAGCUGAUAAAAUCAUUUACUGCAUAUGAAAAAGGAUGGAGUAUAACGUUCAUACGGUACAUAGAGGGAACAAAUUUCUUCACAACAGUUGCCGAAAGACAAGGACAACCAUCAAUAUUAAAACUUUGGUCAAUAGAAAAAAUAAUCACAAAACAACCUGAUAAAGUCAAUGAUUCAUCUUAUCAUUCUAUAGUGCAUAUCAAGAAUGGUUCCAAUUCCUAUCCAAUAACGUCAUUCACAUUCUCAUCAAACUUCUCCAUUUUGGCCUUUGGUUUCGCAAACGGCAACGUCGUGCUGGUACGAGGUGACAUUCUAAGAGACAGAGGUUCCAGUCAAACUAUUGCUUAUAGAUCACAAGACCCAAUAACUGGACUAGAGCUAGUGGCAAAUAAUAAUUAUGACCCAUUGUUAUACAUCACUUCAACUUCAAAGAUUUUAUCAGUGCCAACCACAGGCGGGAACAAUAAUAGAGUUGAAAAAUGGCUUGAAAAAUCAAAAGGUGCAGAUUUAGGAACAGUUGAUAUUGAUGGAGAUCAAUUGAUUGUUGGUAGAACUGAAGGUAUUGUGUUUUAUGACACCAAUGGCUCCUCAUACACAAUAGCUUUAGAUCUCCCUAAGAGACUGAUUCACAAGUUUGGAAAGUACAUUGUUAUUGUUACAACCAACAACACAACCAGCUCAAGUUUAGUCUUGAAUGGCUAUUCUGAGCCUACAAAAAUCAUCAUUGCAAAUAUUGAGCAAAAAUUGAUUUCUUUCAGUUAUACUAUAUCAUCAACUGUGAGCGAUAUCUUUUCCCUAUGGAAUGAUAUUUUUUUGUUAUCUUCAGAUGGUAUAUUGUACAGAUUUCAUGAAAAAGAACUACAAGAGCAGCUGAACAUUGUGGUGAAGCGUGAUCUAUACCCAGUUGCUAUUGAACUGGCCCAAAAUAACAUUGAUGACCAAGUGGUGCUAGAUAUCAAGAGGAAGUUUGGUGAUUAUCUAUAUUCAAGAAAUGAGACAACCGAAGCGAUGGAUCAGUAUAUUGAUACGUUGUCAUUAGGAAAAACAAGUGAAAUCAUCAAAAAGUUCAAAGAUAGUAAGGAAGUUUCCAAUUUGGCUAGAUUCUUGGAGGAAAUGCUAAAACAAGGGCUAUGUACUAAGGAGCAUGUAACACUUCUUUUGUGCACAUAUUGCAAAUUGAAAGAUAUCGAGAAGCUAAAUUCCUUUAUUGAUAAAUAUGACCAAGAAACCAAUGAGCUGGUGAAAGUUGAAUUUGAUCUUGAGGUUGUCGUUGAACUUUGCCGCGAAACAAAGUUUUUACAACAAGCAUCCAAGUUAGCACAAAAUUCAGGAUAUUCUUCUUUAGCUGUUGAUAUUUUACUAAGAGAUUUACGUGAUGCACCUGCUGCUAUUCAAUAUAUCAAGACUUUACCAAUCAAUGAAACACUUAGAAUUUUGGUUGAGUAUGCUAGACUUCUUCUUGAGUCUAUUCCAAAUGCAACCACUGCCCUGCUAAUUGAUGUAUUUACAGGAAAAUACAAACCAGAGGCUUCAACUUCAAAUACAUUACUGGGUGAGGAGAAGACAGAUACACCUGUUUUAUUACAAAGUUAUAAAGCAUUUGUUAACUAUAUGUCAACUGCUGCUAGUACAAUUACAGCUUCUAGCUCUGAAGAUGAUUUGCAAAAUGGUGAUCUGAAUGGUUCGGAACCAACAUACCAACCUCCAAAACCUAGAGUUAUUUUUCCAUCUUUUGUUAAUAGACCUAAUGAGUUUGUUAUUUUCUUGGAAGCUUGUGCUGUGACAUAUGAUGCUUUUGAAGGGAAUGAAAAAGAUAAAGCUGAUAUAUUGAACACUUUGUAUGAGCUAUAUUUAACACUAGGUACAAACGAAGAAAAAGAAGAAGACAGGGAAGCAUGGGAAACAAAGGCUAUUGAACUGGCCAAAUCUGAUCCAAAGUUGAUUGAUCCAACUUCUAUUCUUUUGAUUUCAAAUAUUUUUGACUUUAAUGAUGGCCAAAUUCUUGCGAGAGAAGGACCUGGGUUUGAAAUUGAUCUUUUCAGAUCAUGCGUUGCUUCAGGAGAUGUUGAAGGUGCUAUCGAUACGUUACAAAAAUAUGGAGAUAAUGAGCCAGAGCUUUAUCCAUUGGCUCUUAUGUUUUACACGUCAAGUGAAAAUAUAUUUGAAAAAGUUGGCGAAGAGAAAUUCAAGUUUGUUUUGGAUAAAAUCAAAAAAGAUCGUAUCUUGUCGCCAUUAGAAAUAAUCCAAGCUUUAAGUGUCAACAAAAUUGCUACAAUAGAACUACUCAAGGAUUAUAUACUCGAAUUUGUUGAAACUGAAAAGAAAGAGAUCGAAAUAAAUGAAAAGCUAAUUGAUUCAUACAGACAGGAGGCAAAUAAGAAGAAAACAGAGAUACACAAACUUGAAUCAUCACCAAAAACCAUACAACCUAACAAGUGUGAUUCAUGUUCAAAUAAGCUUGAUUCUGAGACUGUUCAUUUUAUGUGCUCUCAUUCGUACCAUAAGCACUGUUUGGCAGAAGUUGAUAAGUGUCCAAAAUGUACACCAGCUAGGGAAACAGUUCGUAAUAUCAGAGAAGGACAAAGAAUUAUUGGUGAAAGAAAUGAUUUGUUUAAUGCCACUCUUGAGGAUACGGAUAAUAGAUUCAAGGUCGUGACUGAUUUCUUUGGGAAAGGUGCAAUGGAUCAUGCUAAUUAUGUCAUUUCAAACGAGGAAUAAAAAGUUUCAAGAGUUUUUUUUUCAAGUUCUAGCCAGCCAUGUAGAUACUAAUUUAGGCAUGUUCUUAUUUAACCGUAAAAAGAGCUGUUGAUAUCAUUUCUAUAGUUUCGCAAAAAAAAAUGCUGUUUUAUGACAUGAAACAAACCUCCGACAAAACUGAACUCAUCGAAAACAAAUGCCAG